Pleurotus ostreatus (oyster mushroom) is the source of this 807-nucleotide messenger RNA. RefSeq lists its product as uncharacterized. The transcript has 6 exons. The coding region runs from base 1 to 807 and encodes 268 amino acids. Gene Ontology annotation, molecular function: DNA binding; structural constituent of chromatin. Gene Ontology annotation, biological process: nucleosome assembly. The record is from RefSeq and is a predicted model, not a curated record. Gene Ontology annotation, cellular component: nucleosome. NCBI's taxonomy places the organism in Eukaryota, Fungi, Basidiomycota, Agaricomycetes, Agaricales, Pleurotaceae.
AUGUCUUCGAAGAAAUCUACAGCAAAGGCUUCUACGAAGGUCGCAACCCAUCCGACAUGGAUCGAGAUGAUUAAGGAGUGUAUUGGCGCGCACAAGGAGGAUGCUCGGAUUGGCGUGUCUCGGCCUCAAAUCAAGAAAUUCGUCGAAACGAAAUACAACCUCGACAUUGGUGCCGCACAGAUCUCACAGCUCUCCAAGGCCCUAGGGUCCGGGAGCGAGAAGGGAAUCUUCGUCCUCCCCAAAGGUCUUACGUUCCUCAUGUUCAAGCCGCCUCCCACUUACUUAAAAAUGUUUCACAAAGGUCCAUCAGGCAGAGUCAAGCUCGCGCCAAAGAACAAACAUGUAGAGCCUGAGAGCAGUGAUGAGGACCAACCAGCCGCGAAAGUGAAACCUCUGGUAAAGGCGAAGGCCGCUCCAAAGCCUGCAACAAGCAAAUCAAGGGCCCCGACCGUUGCCACGGUGAAGAAACCUCAGCCAGCUCCUCGAACGACCGCCACCUCCAAAGCCGCGUCUAAACCAAGCGGCACCGCUCGUACCAAUGCGGCUGCGAAGAAAGCUGCACCUCUCAAACCCGCGACCAAGACUGCUCCUGCAAAGAAAACCAUUGCUGGUAAACCGAAAGCUACUUCCAUUACCAAGAAGACUACAGUUGCCUCCAAACGCGGGGCAGCUAAGAAAGCUGUUACUGGAACUUCUGCCCCAGAGAAAGCUAAGACAGCAGCAAAGAAAGCCCCGCCUAAGAAGACCCCCGCUGUAAAAGCAACAUCCAACUCUUCGACAGGAAGGAAGAAGACUGCACGGAAAUAA